GGUAAAGCAGUUCGAAAGCCUCUCUUGGCGAGCUUGUAUUCAGCUCCGCGUUAUUUGCAAAGUAGUAUACCAUUGCACCGCCGGUUUGACUCCGUAUUUCUUUAAUGUGUAUGUGUAUUACUGACAUCCAUUGUGUGUGCUGUGUGAAUAUAAUAUACGUGUUUUUUGGGAUUUCGUUUGCACUCGGUGGACGAAAGUCGCGCUGAUUCGGCAUCCCGAGACUACUGCUCGAGCGAAGUUGACUUCGCAGUUCGAUAAACAUCGCGGCGACUUUUCCGGUCUGCGCUCCGUUUACUACUCAACCCGUUGGAAUGGACUCACGUCGAGGAUUAUUCGAUCACCACUGAGAGACCGCCGCUUCGAUCCACUUCCAUCACAGCCACGGGGGUUAUGUCGAGCUGUUAAAUAACUUGAAAAUAGUAUUGUAUCUGCAUCAACAUGAGUUCUAAAGUUGGACAUGUGUCCAGGGCUGAUAGCUCUACAGAGAGUAAAGCUCAUAAAAGGAAACAAACAUCUCAGGAGACCAAUUCGCAAUCUAGCCGUAGUAAAGAAUCAGACACUUCUUUUAAAAGAAGAGUUAUAGACAAAAGUAAGCAAAUUCGAAAACGUAGCAACUCGUCUAGCAGCUCCAACCGCAGCAGAAGUCCUAUGGCAAGAAGAUCACCUCAUAGAGGCAGAAAUUAUCAGAAUGGUAAUAAUUUUCGUAUGAAUAGGGGAAAUGAUAGACAACAAUUUCAACCGAGAAAUCAAGGUAGAUUUCAACCACAACAACAAAACAGGCCUUUUGAUAACCAAAGGUUCAACAACAGGUUUGAUAACAGAAAUAAUCGCAAUGCUCCCCAGCGCAGGGACAGUAAUCAAUUCAAUCGUUCUUUCGGUGACAGAAAUAGAACAGGAAGAACUUGGAAUCAAUCUAAUGACAAUAGGAAUAGAAUGCCUAUGCAGCGUAUGCAAGGAACUAAUUGGAAUCGCAGAAGCGAUCAAGGUGAUAUCAAUAGACGACCACAAGAGAGAUUCCAAAAUCCUCGCCCUGUUGGUGAGAGGUACUGGAAACAGAGUUCUCCAAUGGACAGGCCGCGCAGUCGUAGUCAUAGUCGUAGCCGCAGUCGUAGCCGAAGUAGGAGCCGGAGUUUCAGCCCAAGCCCUAGCCACAGUUAUAGUCGUAGCCCCAGCCCUGUACCAUCGCCCAAAAAAAUGAUACCUUUAGAUAAAAAGAAGGAAAUAAAAAUUACAAAAGAAGUCAAAACUCUUGCAGUUGAAAAAAUGAAACCACAAAAAGCUGUAGUACCACAGAAAGUUAUACUCGCUCCAGUCAAGCAUUUACCUCCAGAGCCAAAACCCGUAAUGCAAGACAGGAUUCAUAUACCUCAUAUAGAUCUAGAGAAACCUGCAAGUGAGAAAAAGAAAAAGAAGAAGAAGGUGCAGUCAUCGUCGUCAUCUUCAUCCUCUUCUUCAGACUCAUCAUCUAGCUCAGAUAGUGAUUCAAGUGACUCUGAUGAUUCUAGCGAUGAUUCAAGUAGUGAUAGCAGUAGUAGUAGCAGUUCAGAAGAUGAAAAAAAACGGAAAAGAAAGAAAAAGUUAGCCAAAAAAUUAAAAAAGAAGGAAAAGAAGAAGAGGAAGAAGAAGAAGAAGAAGCUAAAGAAGAAGCUUAGUAAAAAAUCAAAAGCUAAUCUUUUAGAAGAUAAAAAAUUGAGCAAUGUAAAAUUAUCCAAAGAGCAAGACAGAUUGCUCAGCGACAUUACCUUAGAGCAAAGUUUGCGAGCUAAGGCUAUGGCUCCUAUUUCAAAGAAAGAAUGGGAAAAACGACAAAACAUUAUUCGACGCAUUUAUGAUGAAGAAUCUGGAAGACAUAGAUUGAUCAAAGGGGAUGGUGAAGUAAUUGAAGAAAUUGUAACCAGAGACAGACACAAGCAAAUAAAUAAUCAAGCAACAAGAGCUGAUGGAGAAUAUUUUCAAUCACAAUUGAGGAAGAAGUAAAUUAAUUCGAAUUUAUGGUAAUUGA
Molecule: messenger RNA, 2002 nt
Organism: Trichogramma pretiosum
Lineage: Eukaryota; Metazoa; Arthropoda; Insecta; Hymenoptera; Trichogrammatidae
Product: putative mediator of RNA polymerase II transcription subunit 26
Exons: 3
Coding region: 439-1977 (512 amino acids)
Source: RefSeq, a predicted model, not a curated record